Molecule: messenger RNA, 543 nt
Organism: Debaryomyces fabryi
Lineage: Eukaryota; Fungi; Ascomycota; Pichiomycetes; Serinales; Debaryomycetaceae
Exons: 1
Coding region: 1-543 (180 amino acids)
Source: RefSeq, a predicted model, not a curated record
AUGUACUUCUCAAGACUAUUAUUAUUAUGCAGUAUUUGUGUUUUUAUACUAUCAACUAUUAUUCCUCAAGAGUUAGUGAUUAGACCAUUCAACAUUGGUAGUGAUGAUGCUCAUCAAUACGAGAAAGAGAAGAAAGGUAUAAAUGGCUUAAUGAAAAGGUGGAGUUUCGGAGGAGGUUCCAGAGGGGGAUUUUCUAGUGGGUCGUCUUCUGGAUCUCGUGGAGGCUCAUCUAGUGGGUCGUCUUCUGGAUCUCGUGGAGGCUCAUCUAGUGGGUCUUCUGGAUCUCGUGGUGGCUCAUCUAGUGGGUCGUCUUCUGGAUCUCGCGGAGGCUCAUCUAGUGGAUCAUAUUCUGGUCAUAGAGGUAGUGGAGGUAGAACAGGUGCAGGUAUAGGCGCAGGGUUAGGGAUCGGUGCAGCCUCACAUCAUAGACAUGGAAAUAGCUCUAACUCCCAAAGUUCGGAGAGCUCUUCUGAUUCAUUGAAAUGUGACUUAUCUGGCUCACUUGUUAAGAUAGGUAUUGCAUUAUUGUUAACCUUGGCAUAG